CUCACCAUUGUCUGCCUCAAAUCUCUAGCCUUAACUCCCAAAUCCCUUUCAACCCUACCUGCCGCAUCCCAGGGGCACGUACCCCGCGCUCCUGGGGUCCUGGUGCCUGGAGCAAAGCUCAGCCUGGCUGGGUACUCGGGCCCUGCCCCCACCCUCCAUGCCUCAAAGCCCCACUGUGAGGUCAGCGCCUUCCGGCAGGUUCCCACGAGUUCUGUCCAGAGGUGGGCGGUGGGGCUGGGGGCUGGACAUGGCCCCCUGUCCCCAGCCUGACUCCUGCCUGGCCGGCCGCUCCCUGGGCCUGAUAUGUUUGUCCCUUUUGCUCAUCCCUGCUGCAGCUGGAACCUACUGUGAGUGCAGCCUGGGCCUCAGCCGGGAGGCCCUCAUCGCCCUCAUCGUGGUGCUGGCCGGCGUGAGCGCCAGCUGCAUCUGCGCCCUCAUUGUCGUGGCGAUCGGCGUCUUCCAGGCUAAGGGUGAAACAUGUCCCAGACACAUGGACAGGAGGGUGGUGGGGCACUUUGGGGUUCAGGAAGAUCGAGUGGACCUACGCUCCGUGCACGUGGAGUCCCACCUCAUGGACCCCGACCUGGAAGUCUCUAUGAUGCCAUCCCUCGAGGAGAGCGCCCUCCUGACCAUCCCCAUGGAGGCUACCCUACAGGAAGCACCCCCAUCCCUUUCCCCACACCCACCGCCAGAGUAG
Messenger RNA from Perognathus longimembris pacificus (Pacific pocket mouse), 697 nucleotides. RefSeq names its product transmembrane protein 210 (gene Tmem210). Bases 158 to 697 code for a protein of 179 amino acids. The transcript is spliced from 4 exons. NCBI's taxonomy places the organism in Eukaryota, Metazoa, Chordata, Mammalia, Rodentia, Heteromyidae. The record is from RefSeq and is a predicted model, not a curated record.